This is a messenger RNA of Asparagus officinalis (garden asparagus), 574 nucleotides long. Its product is annotated as alpha-glucan water dikinase 1, chloroplastic-like. Bases 124 to 543 code for a protein of 139 amino acids. The record is from RefSeq and is a predicted model, not a curated record. Lineage: Eukaryota; Viridiplantae; Streptophyta; Magnoliopsida; Asparagales; Asparagaceae. The transcript is spliced from 5 exons.
CACUCAGAACCACAUUUUAGGAGUGACCAGAAGGAUGACCUUUUACGUGAUUUGGGAAACUAGUUGAGGACUCUGAAGGCUGUUCACUCAGGUGCUGAUCUUGAGUCUGCAAUUGCAACUUGCAUGGGAUAUAAAGCUGAGGGUGAAGGGUUCAUGGUCGGGGUUCAGAUAAAUCCUAUAAGGGGCUUGCCAUCUGGAUUUCCUGAUCUGUUAAGAUUUAUUCUGGAACAUAUUGAAGACAAGAUGGUGGAGCCUCUGCUUGAGGGUUUGUUGGAGGCACGGGUUGAACUUCGACCUCUGUUGCUCAACUCCCAUGAGCGUCUUAAGGAUCUUAUUUUUUUGGAUAUUGCCCUUGAUUCUACAGUGAGGACCGCUAUUGAGCGGGGAUAUGAAGAGCUGAACAAUGCUAAACCAGAGAAAAUUAUAUAUUUCAUCAGUCUAUCUCUUGAAAAUCUUGCUCUAUCGACCGAUGAUAAUGAAGAUCUAUUAUACUGCAUUAAGGUAUGUCUUUGUAAAUUGUUGGUUAGCUUCUCAUCUCAGUAAUUGUCCUUCAUUUUCUUGAGGUUUCUAUAUG